CAGUCGCCAUUCGAUUUUGCGCUGUGAACGUCAACUUCAUGCAAGAUUUUAUUAUUAAUAAUACCCACAAUGUGGACGCAACCGGUGCUCAUAUCCAUUUGUCUUUUGCUGCUCGGUGCUGCUUCAGCUAAACAACCCGCCGACUAUGAUGAUAUCGUCAAAGAGCUCGAAAAACUACUUCUAAAUUCCGACCCAAAUAUAAAUCCUUCAAUCGAAAAAUUAAGGAAGUGUGAUCACGAAAGCGGAGAAGAAGCUAGAUGUGUCAAGAAAUCUCUAUGUAAACUGGCGGCGCCUGCUUUGGAUCGCAGCACUCAAUUCGAAUAUAGAGAAUUAAUAGAAGGUGGUUGCACAUAUCUUCAAACUUGCUGUCCGGAGAGUCAAAUCAAUCUUACUAAUCCGUCACCUCCUUUAAAUAUACAAAACGUUGGAUGCGGUUACAGCAACCCCGGUGCCAAUGUUUUGAGAGAAUUGGCGAGCGAUAAUGGCUAUGCGGAUUUCGGAGAAUUUCCUUGGAGUGUCGCUUUGAUGAAGAAAAAUGUACCUGAUGCUAAAUUUCACGACGCGUACAUCGGAGGGGGGACACUUAUAGAUGCUUCAGUGGUUUUGACGGUAGCUCACAAAAUCGAUGAAAUCUCAGCUUCGAAUUUGAAGGUUCGGGCUGGCGAGUGGGACACGAAAACAAUUGAGGAGGCUUACCCACAUCAAGAGAGAAACGUGAAAAAGAUAAUCAUACACGAAGAAUAUAUCAGAUUACGCGCACACUAUGACUUCGCGCUGGUUAUCUUGGAGAAACCCUUCGAUCUUAACAACAGCCCACACAUCGGAAUAGCGUGCCUGGAUAGGAGCCUGCCGCCACCUGGCACACAGUGCUACAGCAUGGGGUGGGGUGAAGAUUUUAAGACGGCUACCCACAAAUACGCUGAAAUACUUAAAAAGGUGCCACUGCCCCUUGUGGAUGGUAACAAGUGUCAGAACAAAUACCGAAACAGCAAGCUAGGUCGCACUUACAACUUGCACAAGACCCUCACUUGCGCCGGAGGAGAACCGGAUGUGGACACGUGUCUUGGGGACGGAGGUUCCUCCCUAGUUUGUCCUGUCCCCGAUAAAGUUGGCGUACGGUAUUCUAUGGUCGGCAUGGUGGUAUAUGGGUUGGGUUGUGGCACAGACCUUCCAGGAGUGUACGCCAAAGUACCCGAAGUAUAUGAUUGGGUGCAAACAAAGAUGGUUGAAGAAGGCUUCACUACUUCUUCCUUUAAAAGGGACUAAUGGAGUCUGGGUUGACGAGUAGAGAAGGAGAACGAUUGGCUAUAAUUUAGUUUAUUAUAAUAUAGUCAUCGCUGUACCAAACAAAAGCGAAUUUCUAUCAUUCAUUAUUAGUCAUUAUUUAUUAUUAUUUCGAUCAUCAAUUACUGGUCAUCAAUGACUGCCAUUGUGGUGGUAUUAUAGCUUAAUAACCAACUGUUGCGAAACGUUACAAUUUGACAGCAAUAAUGAUUUUUUUUUGGAAAUUUUUGAAAUUUAUUGUUUAAUUUUAAUUUAUUUUAUUUUAAUUUAAAAAAUAAAAAUUGCAAGUGAUUUAAUAUUAUAAGUUAGUCUAAUACGUCAUUUCAAAUUAGAUAUUGUAAACGCUUUUUGAUUUGACUUGCUUUAAAGAGUGUUAAAUCCUCAUUAUGAAUUAAUUGUUUAAAUAUAUUGUUAAAUUUAAUGUUAUUUGUAUACAAAAAUCUGUAGAUAGAAGUAGAAUAUGUGAUCAACCUAACUAACGCAUUGGAUUCACUGUAAUGUUAGAUUUAAAUUUGUGAUGCAUAAAUAAAUAAAUAAAAUUAAAGUUGUAACCUUGUAACCACGUAAAUAAUUACUAGAACGGUAUACAGUUUUUCCGUUUGUCUGAAAAGUUGCUGAUUUUGUCGAAUGUGAUAAAACCUUUAUGAGAAUAGGCGACUUUUCGUAUUAUGUAAUAUGAUGGUAAUCAAUAUUUGACAAUAACUUAAAACCAGAGUUAAUAACUCUAAAUAAAGAAUAAAAACUAUAUCCUUAAACACAAAUUUUCGUCUUAUCUUCAUUGUAAUUUGAAUAGAUAUUUUUACAUACAAAAUAAACCAAAGACUUCUUUUAUUAAUAAUUUUUAAAUUAUUAAAUUAUAUGUAUCUACAAAUAUGUAU
This is a messenger RNA of Melitaea cinxia (Glanville fritillary), 2162 nucleotides long. RefSeq names its product phenoloxidase-activating factor 2-like. The transcript is spliced from 9 exons. Bases 70 to 1266 code for a protein of 398 amino acids. Gene Ontology annotation, biological process: proteolysis. NCBI's taxonomy places the organism in Eukaryota, Metazoa, Arthropoda, Insecta, Lepidoptera, Nymphalidae. The record is from RefSeq and is a predicted model, not a curated record. Gene Ontology annotation, molecular function: serine-type endopeptidase activity.